Aegilops tauschii subsp. strangulata is the source of this 1372-nucleotide messenger RNA. RefSeq lists its product as uncharacterized. Gene Ontology annotation, biological process: cellular response to heat. NCBI's taxonomy places the organism in Eukaryota, Viridiplantae, Streptophyta, Magnoliopsida, Poales, Poaceae. The record is from RefSeq and is a predicted model, not a curated record.
UCUCUUACAUCCAUCACCAUGCCAUGCCAAUACCUAAAUAUAUAAACGACGCAUCAUGCCAACCUUCCCAACUCAGCAGCUCCCCUCCCUCGGUCACAGUUCACAACACCAUCAACCGACCAAUCCAUCCAUCCAUCGCAACGUCCACCACGAUUCCCUGCCUACGCUUCCUCAUGGCGGCCGCCACCAAUACCAAGCAGAAGCGGCAGCAUCCGGCACCGGUCGUGGACCCCAAGUUCGAAUGGGCGGACAAGGCCGGCACCUACGUGCUCCGCCUCAGCCUCGAGGGGUUCAAGAAGGGCGACUUCAGGGUGCAGGUGGACGGCGCCGGCAGGCUCACCGUGAGCGGGGCGAGGCCGGGGGCCACCCCGGGUUCCUUGCACAAGGUCUUCCAGCUCCCCUCCACCGCCAGCUUCGACGACAUCACCGGCCGCUUCGAGGCCGGCGUGCUCACGCUCACCGUGCCCAAGCGCCCCUACUCUGGUGUCCCGGCGCCGACUAGCGUCGUCGAGGAGAUUAAGAGGGAUAAACCUGGUGUGGUUAAGGAGGAUGGUGCCGCCGCCACCACAGUCAGGCCUCCGCCAACCAAAGACGUCGCCGGCAGCGAGAAGAAGGCGGCCAGCGGCGACGACAGCACCACCAAGCCUAAGGAAGAGAUCGCCAAGGAGGAGGAUGUGUCCAAGAAGGCCAUGGACGAGGCCACGAAGAAUGCUCAACAUCAGAAGCAACCGGAGGAGGCAAGCAACCACAAGCAAGAGCAGCAAAAGCUAGCACCAGAACCAGAGGCGAAGAAGGAGCGAGAAGUGAAGCCUGAGGCUCCCCAGGCGGCAGCUCCGGCGGCACCCGAGAAGCCGGCACCGGAGCCAGAGGUUGCCAUCGGCGAGAAGAACAAAGCGGUGGUUGACCAGGAGAGCCUGGCGGCGGGCGUGAUACGGCGCAGCGAGGAAGAGAAAGCCAAGGCUGCGGCCGCUGCCAUGGAAGCCAAAGCGGUGCUGGAGAAGAAGGCCACGGCGUGCAGCGGCUGGAAGGAGCGCGUGGCAGGGGGGCUGGAGCAGCUGACGGACAUGAAGUGGGCGGAGAGCGUGGUGGAGAAGGCAAGGAACAACAAGGAGGUGGUCGCCAUCGCCGUCGCUGCUUUCUCGCUCGGCUUCUUCGUCUCUCAUAAGCUAUUCAGGAAGUGAGCAGCAACAGAUAUAAACAAUGGGUAAAUAUGUGCUGAAGUAAAGAUACAUAGUUGCGUGAUUAAAGUGUACAAUGACACAGCAGAACAUACAUGUAAAGUAAUUUGUGCAAGUAAAGUAUGUAUAUUGACACUAAAAACAUGAAGUCAAUCAUCAUAUCUGGCUACAACGGAAGUUGGCAAAAUCUUGGC